Messenger RNA from Stylonychia lemnae, 1203 nucleotides. NCBI's taxonomy places the organism in Eukaryota, Ciliophora, Spirotrichea, Sporadotrichida, Oxytrichidae. The record is from the annotation of a GenBank genome assembly.
AUGCAUCGAGAUAUGAUUAAAAUCAUCGCAUCUAAUAACACACAUAUACUUAAGGACAUCAUUACACAUACUCCAAGGCAGGAAAUCACGAGAGAUGACUACAACUAUUUUUCUUCUCUACUGAACUAACCGUUUGGAAUCGUCACAAAUGAUCGAAAUGAUAGCAGAUUUAUUUCGCAUAAGUAAUCCAAGUCAUGGACAGGCACAGCUUCAAGAAAGUUUGCUAUUCAGAAGAAAAACUAAUAAACAGAGGAUAACAACAUCAGGAAAUAUGUCAAGGGCACUACUACUGAAAGUAAAAUGGACUAAAUUCAUAUCAAAGAAAUAAUCAAGCUCCUUCAAGAAACACAUUAAUUUAGACUGGUGCGAACCAAUGAGAUAAAAGAAAGAGAACCCAAAAUCGCUUCUAGUAACCAGACAUACUUCUUUAAUUAAGCAGAAAAGAUUCAAGAUAAUAAGAUAUAAACCCAUAAAAAUUCAAGAAGAUUUUUAGGAAUAGAUAAUGUAAACUUAGGUAAUGAGAUAGAGGCAGCAGUACAGACUUAUUACCCUGAACUAAUGAGUGCCAACAAGAAAAAUUUCGUUUAGUUUAUUAAUAAGGAAUAGGCAGAAUUUAUGAAGAGAAAAAUGAAUACAGAUCUUUACCAAUUAGUUGAUGUUACUAAAAUGAAGAAAAAAGAAAGAACUGAAGAACUGAAAUAAAUAUUUAGAAAAUAUGAAUGGAUUCUAGACGAAAAGGAAAGAAAGCAAUAAAUAAUAAAGAACAGAAAGAUGCUUAUUCAAAAUGUGAUAAAAGAGAGUCUGAAUCGAAGGAAUUUAACACAUAAUCAGCUACAAUAAAAAACUAUGAAUCGGAUCAAAAGUCCCAUGACUACUAGAUCUGGAAUUUAGAAUGAUGAUAAUAAAUUAUUUGUCACUUAAUUCAAUGACAAUUUAACGCAUCAAGAGAUGAGACCUGCCGUUUUCUCCUAGUUAAGUGAAAGAUAGCCACUAAACAGAGAAUAAAUGUCUACUUUGAAGGGAUAUUUUUCAAUUAGAAAUUUGAAGACAGGGUAAUCUGGCAGAUCCACUAUACCCAGUACUGCCUGCCAGUCCGCUCGUAAUCAUCUUAGAGUGGAUCAAGGCUCCUAAUUAUAUGCAAAAACACAUCAUAAUAAAAAUGUUAAGAGUAUUGGUGGUUUAGAUUGCAUAUAGGAUUUGUGA